This is a messenger RNA of Ipomoea nil (Japanese morning glory), 702 nucleotides long. RefSeq lists its product as uncharacterized. The transcript is spliced from 3 exons. The record is from RefSeq and is a predicted model, not a curated record. NCBI's taxonomy places the organism in Eukaryota, Viridiplantae, Streptophyta, Magnoliopsida, Solanales, Convolvulaceae. Bases 1 to 702 code for a protein of 233 amino acids.
AUGGAUGAAGAACCUCCAUCGCCAAAGUCCGAUCUAGGAAAAACAUCAGCAGAAGAGACAAACGAAAAGGAGGACACCCGGCAACAAAAGGAGGUUGGAAUGAUGAUUGAUCCCAUGUCACCUUAUUACCUACAUGCCUCGGAUGCUCCUGGACAAGUUUACGUUGCAGAGUUAUUCAGAGAUGGAAAUUAUGGUGAAUGGUGCAAUGCAAUGGUUAAAGGUUGGCUUAAAAGCGCCAUGGACAAGGAUAUUCGUGGUAGCAUUAGAUUUGCUACCAUUGCUAGAGAUAUAUGGCGUGAUCUAGAAGAGAGGUUCGGCAAAGAAAGUGCGCUGAGGGCCUUCAAAAUUAGACGGGCAGUAACACUUCUCCGCCAGGAUAAAGCUACUGUUUCAACCUAUUAUACCAAGCUUAAAAGCUUGUGGGAUGAGAUGAAUUGCACAGCACAUUUGCCCAUGUAUAACUGUCAAGGUUCCAAGUGCAAUUUAACAAAGAAAUAUUCAGAAUUGCGUGGAAAGGAGCAACUCUAUUAUUUUCUUAUGGGUCUUGACAAAGAGUUUAAUACAGUGAAGAGUCAAAUUCUUGGUACAAGGCCCAUACCAAGCCUUGGCGUUGCUUAUCACAUGGUUUCUGAAGAUGAACAACAAUGGCUUAUUUCCUCCACGGCUAAACACGGAACAAAGAUGGUAGCCUUCCAUGUGUAA